This is a messenger RNA of Oncorhynchus kisutch (coho salmon), 4715 nucleotides long. Its product is annotated as palmitoleoyl-protein carboxylesterase notum1a. The transcript is spliced from 11 exons. The coding region runs from base 541 to 2151 and encodes 536 amino acids. Lineage: Eukaryota; Metazoa; Chordata; Actinopteri; Salmoniformes; Salmonidae. The record is from RefSeq and is a predicted model, not a curated record. Gene Ontology annotation, molecular function: palmitoleyl hydrolase activity. Gene Ontology annotation, biological process: protein depalmitoleylation; negative regulation of canonical Wnt signaling pathway.
GGACAGCAGCAACAAGUGAUGCCAUCUGUCUUAUCAGCGCUGAGGGAAAACCGUUGGAAACCGUUGGAAAUCUCAAGAAAUAGAAGGGGGAUGCAAGCACUUUUUGGUGAAUCAGUAAAAUGAGGCUGAUUUGUAUUUUUAUCAGCGUUUUUACAUUUUACGAGUGACUUCAAAGUUGUUUUCUAUUUUUUUCAUUGUUUAAUAUAGCCUAUAUUUUUAUUUGAAUUGCAUUGCUUUCCCCCCUAAUGGAUGGGAUUGAAGGCGAAUGACGCACCACACUGAAACUAUUUAAAUGUUUUACGCGUUCUAGUGUGGAGGCGUUUUGGAGUGGUCGGACAGCACACGUCAAGCUCUAGAACCUUUGGAACACCUGAUUCUUCUGUCGAUAACACACGGAUGCCAAGUGGAACUCUUUCUCUCUCUGUUUACAUUUGAUUCUCUUUGGCAACUUUUUCAUUUAGCUCACCAGACCAGACGCACUCUUGUUUAGUUUUUAUCCCAAGGAACUAUUAAAUCGUUUUCCCUUUUAAGGUUUUUGAAAUGACGAGCCAAAGUACUGAGAGAAGUAGGCCUAUAGGGACUCUGGCGUUGCUGCGUUCCGUUUUGCUGUUGGGUCUUCUUCACAUUGGUGCACCAGAGGCGAGGAGGCUACGGGGCAGCCGCGCGCAACACCGGAGAGCCUCGGCCAUGCCGUCCCCAACGUUAACAUACAGGGACCGGGUAGUAGAGGGGACCGGAGCCGGUGAGAGCUUCCCGUUAGACUUCACCGCUGUCGAGGGGAACAUGGACAACUUCAUGACCCAAAUUAAAAACCUGGCGCAGUCGCUGUACCCGUGCUCGGCGCAGAAGCUGGACCAGGACAUGAGGCUGCACUUCUUGGACAAUUCCUCUGCGACGUGUAACGAUGGAUCCCCAGCUGGGUACUACAUCAAGGAAUCUAAAGGCAGCAAGAGAUGGCUGAUAUUCUUGGAGGGUGGAUGGUACUGUUUCAACAGACAGACUUGUGACACCAGGUACCAGACAAUGAGGAGAUUCAUGAGCUCCCUCAAGUGGCCACGCACCAGAACAGGUACAGGUAUUCUGUCUCCUCAGCCAGAGGAGAACCCCUAUUGGUGGAAUGCCAACAUGGUGUUCAUCCCAUACUGCUCUAGUGAUGCCUGGAGUGGAGCCUCAGCAAAGACUGACCAAAGUGACUAUGCGUUCAUGGGCUCAGUGAUCAUUAAGGAGGUGGUUAAUGAGCUGCUUACUAAAGGACUGGACAGCGCUAAGGUCCUGCUACUGGCUGGGAGCAGUGCGGGGGGUACAGGUGUACUACUGAACGUGGACCGUGUGGCGGAGCACCUGGAGUCCCGGGGACAAGGGGAAAUUCAGGUCCGGGGUCUGGCUGACUCUGGCUGGUUCCUGGAUAACAAGCAGUACAGAUCUACAGACUGUCACAGCACCAUCAGCUGUGACCCUACUGAGGCUAUCAGGAGAGGAAUCAGGUACUGGGGUAGUGUGGUGCCAGAGAGCUGCAGACAGACUCACAUAGGAGAGGAGUGGAACUGCUUCUUCGGAUAUAAAGUCUACCCCACGCUCAAGAGUCCAGUGUUUGUAGUCCAGUGGUUAUUUGAUGAGGCCCAGUUAACAGUAGAUAACAUCCACCUGACUGGUCAUCCGGUCCACGAGGGACAAUGGAGAUACAUACAGAAUCUGGGCAAUGAGCUGAGGAACACACUCAAAGACGUCCCGGCCCUGUUUGCUCCAGCCUGCCUAUCCCAUGAGGUCAUCACCAGGAAUUACUGGAUGGACAUCCAAGUCAAAGGAACAUCCCUCCCCAGAGCCCUACACUGCUGGGACCGUGGUCUCCACGACAACAACCUCCACCAAAGAUCCUCCAACAACGACACCCAUAGCAACAAUCCUAACCCCACCCCCAAUAAGGCCCUGCCCCCAGCUUCCUCUCCGAGGCGCUGUCCUCUGCGUCUGAUUGACAGCUGCCCCUGGCCUCACUGUAAUCCCACCUGUCCCACUAUACGGGAUCAGAUCACCGGACAGGAAAUGAGCGUGAUCCAGUUCCUGAAACACAUGGGGUUUGAUGUUGCCAAGAUGGCCCAGCAACAGGGCAUGGACGCAGGGAGACUGCUGGGGAUGCUGAAUAACGGGAACUGAGCAGGGAGAGACUCACACAGGUAGCUGAAAUGAAACGCACACACACACUCUGACACAGCAGCGCCAUAGAACGCUUUGGUGGAGAUGAAAGGAACAGAAUAGAAACAGAACUGAACUCUAAGCAACAGAACUGAACUCUAAGCAACAGGACUGAACUCUAAGCAACAGGACUGAACUCUAAGCAACAGAACUGAACUCUAAGCAACAGGACUGAACUCUAAGCAACAGGACUGAACUCUAAGCAACAGGACUGAAUAAAUUUAAGUUCAAACAACUGAACAAUGCUGAACUGACCAACGCUGAACUGAACAACGCUGAACUGACCAACGCUGAACUGACCAACGCUGAACUCAACAACGCUGAACUCAACAACGCUGAACUCAACAACGCUGAACUCAACAACGCUGAACUCAACAACGCUGAACUGUCAACAACGCUGAACUCAACAACGCUGAACUCAACAACGCUGAACUCAACAACGCUGAACUGAACUCAACAACGCUGAACUCAACAACGCUGAACUGUCAACAACGCUGAACUGUCAACAACAGGACUGAACUCUAAGCAACAGGACUGAACUCUAAGCAACAGGACUGAACUCUAAGCAACAGGACUGAAUAAAUGUAAGUUCAAACAACUGAACAACGCUGAACUGACCAACGCUGAACUGACCAACGCUGAACUGACCAACGCUGAACUGACCAACGCUGAACUCAACAACGCUGAACUCAACAACGUUGAACUCAACAACGCUGAACUCAACAACGCUGAACUCAACAACGCUGAACUCAACAACGCUGAACUCACAACGCUGAACUGAACUCAACAACGCUGAACUCAACAACGCUGAACUGUCAACAACGCUGAACUGUCAACAACAGGACUGAACUCUAAGCAACAGGACUGAACUCUAAGCAACAGAACUGAACUCUAAGCAACAGGACUGAACUCUAAGCAACAGGACUGAACUCUAAGCAACAGAACUGAACUCUAAGCAACAGGACUGAACUCUAAGCAACAGGACUGAACUCUAAGCAACAGGACUGAAUAAAUUUAAGUUCAAACAACUGAACAACGCUGAACUGACCAACGCUGAACUGACCAACGCUGAACUGAACAACGCUGAACUGACCAACGCUGAACUGAACAACGCUGAACUCAACAACGCUGAACUCAACAACGUUGAACUCAACAACGCUGAACUCAACAACGCUGAACUCAACAACGCUGAACUCAACAACGCUGAACUGUCAACAACGCUGAACUCAACAACGCUGAACUCAACAACGCUGAACUCAACAACGCUGAACUGAACUCAACAACGCUGAACUCAACAACGCUGAACUGUCAACAACGCUGAACUGUCAACAACAGGACUGAACUCUAAGCAACAGGACUGAACUCUAAGCAACAGGACUGAACUCUAAGCAACAGGACUGAACUCUAAGCAACAGAACUGAACUCUAAGCAACAGGACUGAACUCUAAGCAACAGGACUGAACUCUAAGCAACAGGACUGAAUAAAUUUAAGUUCAAACAACUGAACAACGCUGAACUGACCAACGCUGAACUGACCAACGCUGAACUGACCAACGCUGAACUGACCAACGCUGAACUGACCAACGCUGUACUGACCAACGCUGAACUCAACAACGCUGAACUCAACAACGCUGAACUGUCAACAACGCUGAACUCAACAACGCUGAACUGAACUCAACAACGCUGAACUGUCAACAACGCUGAACUGUCAACAACGCUGAACUCAACAACGCUGAACUCAACAACGCUGAACUCAACUCAGCCAAACCUGAACAGAACUAAACUAUACUGAAAUAGUGUUUUGGGUGCGAAAAGACAUACACAAAUGGAACGUCAUCCGUUUUAAGGAUACUAUCCCAAAUGGCAUCAGAUUCCCCCUUAGGGCUCUGGUCAAAACUAGUGCACUAUAUUGUGAAUAGAGUGCCAUUUGGGACGCAAUCUGUUAGUUUUAAAGUAAAUAAGACAACGGACUUGUGGAUUUAGAAAAUAUAUAUAUGCAUAAUAGGUGUAGAAGUUGUGUAUGUAUAUGAAGUGGAAUCCUCAGACUGUAAUGACUUGAUAGACUUCAAUUAUCAUUUUGAUCAAUGCUACAGAAGAUACAGAAUCAAGUUUCUGAUAUGAAAGGCAAUGGAAUAUAGCCCCUCAUAGGCUGCGUUUACACAGGCAGACUAAUUCUGAUCCAUUUCCACUAAUUGGUCUUCUAACCAAUCAGAUCAGGGUCUUUUCCCAAUAAUUGGGUCAAAAAAACAGAAUUGGGCUGCCUGUGUAAACACAGCCUUAGUAACAAGGGUUCACUAGAACUGAUUGAUUGAUCAGAAUUGUCUCAAACGACCACAUAGCCUACUGCCACAUAUGAACUCACCAGCAGAGAGGGAUGGAGACUGCCACACCUAAACAUAGGAUACUAGCAGAGUGAGAGAUGUCUGGAUGGAUGGAUGAUACAGUAGGUGGGGAAUGGGAGAGAUGUCUGGAUGGAUGGAUGAUACAGUAUGUGGGGAAUGGGAGAGAUGUCUGGAUGGAUGGAU